AUAAAAAAAACAAAAAAGGCUCGGAAGCUCAGUGACUCCGUCCUCGCGUCUCGCCGGCGGCCGGCGCCCCUGCCUGUCCAUGCCGCCGGAGAAAUCGCCGCAGCCCACAGUUGCUUGUGGACAACGAGUUCUAAUUCCGAACAAACUUGGGGAGAAGCUUGUUGGUUUAUUACAUGAAGCAUGUUCCAAGGAACUUGUGAUCCUUUGUCAUGGAUUCAGAGCUACAAAGGAUGACAGUAUCUUGGUUGACCUUGCCGCUGCACUGGCAAGCGAAGGAGUUAAUGCUUUUCGGUUUGAUUUUGCUGGGAAUGGGGAAAGUGAGGGUGUAUUCCAAUAUGGGAACUACCGAAAAGAGGCAGAUGACUUGCGCUCUGUAGUAUCUUACUUCUCAGAACAGAAGUAUGACAUAAUUGCCCUCGUCGGACAUAGCAAAGGAGGAAAUGCUGUGCUUUUGUCUGCUUCCAUGUACCAUAAUGUUGCCAGCAUUGUGAAUAUUUCUGGCCGCUUUGCUUUAGAGCAAGGUAUCGAUGGGCGCCUGGGGAAGAAUUUCAUGAAGAGGAUAAAGAAAGAUGGAUACAUAGACGUCAGAAAUAAAAAAGGCAAGUUUGAGUACCGGGUGACAGAAGAGAGUCUAGGAGAUCGACUGAGCACCGACACCUUGCUUUCGAGCCGUUCCAUAAGCAAAGACUGCAGGGUUCUCACGAUUCAUGGCUCCAAAGAUGAAACGGUCCCAGCGAGAGACGCCCUGAUGUUCGCUGCAAACAUCCCUAACCAUGAGUUGCACAUCAUCGCAGGAGCCAACCAUCGCUACACAGGCCAUGAGCAAGAGCUGACUUCACUUGUACUGGAUUUCAUCAAGUCCCGUCAUCGAAUCCCAUCGCCGUUGCGUCCAAAGUUGUGAUUGUUUUACCCUUGUCGAGCUUGAUUGAUGUACCCUUUACUUGUUACAAUACCUGAUGACCAAGGACGUGCGCAUAGUUAUUCUGCUGUGUUACUAAUUUUCAGUAAACCAAAAAAUCAUCUUACACCUUCUGAAAACAGAAGUUUGAAUUAGUUAUCAUUUGUAAAAA
This is a messenger RNA of Hordeum vulgare subsp. vulgare (domesticated barley), 1070 nucleotides long. RefSeq lists its product as uncharacterized. Bases 80 to 901 code for a protein of 273 amino acids. Lineage: Eukaryota; Viridiplantae; Streptophyta; Magnoliopsida; Poales; Poaceae. The transcript has 7 exons. The record is from RefSeq and is a predicted model, not a curated record.